UAAUUCGCCUCAACCUUCUCUAAAUUUCUUAAAAUUUCUCUAAUUUUCUUAAAAUUUCUCUAAACCUAAUUAAUUUACUUCAAACUUCUAGUUCUACACACACAUACACAGAGAUGGGCUUGAAAUGGCUUCUUCACUCUGCAUGUCAUGUUUUAGGGUACCCUAAUAAUAGCCAGAUCCAGGGUACUGAAUUUUUAGGGGUCCCUAAUGAACCACAUGUCAAGGUGGAAAAGUGCCCUUCAGGUUUGUUUCAGAUGCCUCUGCAUUACCCUAGAUAUUCCAAAACUGACUAUGAGAAAAUGGAAGAAUGGAGGGUAGAUAUGCUUCUUAAACAAUAUGGCCUAAACUUUAAGGGUACCCUUGAAGAGAAGAGGGCUUUUGCAAUUGGGACAUUCUUGUGGCCUCAUCAAUAUUGAUUGUUAAUUCUUUUUUCCUGUGCUGUGGAGAAAUUAAUGUUAUGUGUAUUAGAUGUUUUUAUUUAUAUGUAAAACUAUGUAUUGCCUUACUUAGAGAAGAAUUUUUUUUUUUAUUGUAUCGAAUUUAGAAAAUAUUAUUAAACUCAAUCCUGAUUUUGUUAUCUGAA
This is a messenger RNA of Mercurialis annua (annual mercury), 583 nucleotides long. RefSeq lists its product as uncharacterized. The coding region runs from base 114 to 416 and encodes 100 amino acids. Lineage: Eukaryota; Viridiplantae; Streptophyta; Magnoliopsida; Malpighiales; Euphorbiaceae. The transcript has a single exon. The record is from RefSeq and is a predicted model, not a curated record.